Messenger RNA from Dibothriocephalus latus, 318 nucleotides. The record is from the annotation of a GenBank genome assembly. NCBI's taxonomy places the organism in Eukaryota, Metazoa, Platyhelminthes, Cestoda, Diphyllobothriidea, Diphyllobothriidae.
AUGGCACGACCGGAGGUCAAAUUCAGUCAGCUGUUUAUCAACAAUGAGUAUGUGAAUAGUGCGUCAGGGAAGACCUUCGAAACCAUAGACCCCUCCACCGAGAGCGUCAUUUGUCGUGUCCAAGAAGCCGAAGCCGCCGAUAUCGACAAGGCGGCGAAGGCAGCAAAGAAGGCCGUGGCACUGAACUCCCCAUGGCGCACUAUGAAUGCUUCGGAACGCGGCCGACUUCUCUUCAUUCUGGCUGACCUCAUUGAGGAAAACAGUGACUAUAUUGCGGUGAGUUCCUGGCGUCUGCAUUACAAACUUAGUAACUUUUAA